Pan troglodytes (chimpanzee) is the source of this 1884-nucleotide messenger RNA. It is a transcript of the gene SENP8, whose product is annotated as SUMO peptidase family member, NEDD8 specific. The transcript is spliced from 2 exons. NCBI's taxonomy places the organism in Eukaryota, Metazoa, Chordata, Mammalia, Primates, Hominidae. The record is from RefSeq and is a predicted model, not a curated record. The coding region runs from base 126 to 764 and encodes 212 amino acids. Gene Ontology annotation, biological process: proteolysis; protein deneddylation. Gene Ontology annotation, molecular function: cysteine-type peptidase activity; deNEDDylase activity.
GAAACCUCUGAGUUUGCGACCGUAGCUGUCGCUUUCCGGCCAAUACAGAGGUGCCUGAAGGCUGGUUGGGGUGGUGAGGCCCGAGGCAGCUUCUGGAAUUUCUGAGCAGCCCUCGUCAGUACAAGAUGGACCCCGUAGUCUUGAGUUACAUGGACAGUCUACUGCGGCAAUCAGAUGUCUCACUAUUGGAUCCGCCAAGCUGGCUCAAUGACCAUAUUAUUGGGUUUGCGUUUGAGUACUUUGCCAACAGUCAGUUUCAUGACUGCUCUGAUCACGUCAGUUUCAUCAGCCCUGAAGUCACCCAGUUCAUCAAGUGCACUAGCAACCCAGCAGAGAUUGCCAUGUUCCUUGAACCUCUGGACCUCCCCCACAAGAGAGUUGUAUUUUUAGCCAUCAAUGAUAACUCCAACCAGGCAGCUGGAGGAACCCACUGGAGUUUAUUGGUGUACCUCCAAGAUAAAAAUAGCUUUUUUCAUUAUGAUUCCCAUAGCAGGAGCAACUCAGUUCACGCAAAGCAGGUAGCAGAGAAACUGGAGGCUUUCUUAGGCAGAAAAGGAGACAAACUGGCCUUUGUGGAAGAGAAAGCCCCUGCCCAACAAAACAGCUAUGACUGUGGGAUGUACGUGAUAUGUAACACUGAGGCCUUGUGUCAGAACUUCUUUAGGCAACAGACAGAAUCACUGCUGCAGCUACUCACCCCUGCAUACAUCACAAAGAAGAGGGGAGAAUGGAAAGAUCUCAUUGCCACACUUGCUAAAAAGUAGCUAUUGAAGUAUAUUUGCGACUUUUGAAGGCUCCUCUUUCUGCCCUUCCCCAUUUGUUGGAUGGCUGCAAUCUCAGUGCCUGAGGGAAGAUGCCUAGUAGAGGAAAGCUUAAUACUCUUUUUCCUGAAAGAAUAUCAUCCUCUGCAUUAUCCCCAUGGAACGUUUCACUUUAACCCUGACUGGGGAGCAAUAUGUUCUGUGAAAAUAUCUUGAAAUUGUACACCAAAACCUUACAACCAACUUAUUUGAACAUUUAUUACACACGAGGUUUAAGUAAGACUUUUCUUAUUGGUAUAUAAUUAAUUUCCUUUGGUCUCCCUUAUCCACAUUGGCUUAUUCUGGAGGAAAAGCAGUGAUCUGUAAAACAAAUCAAGAAUAUAUUAAAUCUAGAGGAAUGCAGAGAAGAAAACUAUAAAACAGAACCAAAAACUUGUGGCACAGCCUACAUAAUUAAGAGAUCAACUGGCUGGAAGCAGAUCAAGGCCUAACUUCAUUCAAGACCUAAAUAUUAUGAGACUCAGUUAUUCAGUUUUAUGUGAUAUCUCUUCCAUUCACCAUGCACAGGCUUUUCCAGCUAUCUAUAUAAUGUUUGCAAAUAUUUGAUAAAGAUGAUGUUACCCUAUCUUCCUCCAUCUGAUUCCUGGAAUGCUUGAAGAGAGGGGAAAUCUUGAGUAACCUCAUUAAAAUUAAUGUCUGGUGGACCUCUCAGUUUGCUCACUGAUUGGGUAGACUUGCUACUCUGGAUUAAUAGCUGCUUUUCUCUGCCUUGUCUAUUAGCCAUGCACACACUUCCUCCUUAUAUCCAAAGUUCUUUGGUUCUAAAAUUCAUAGUUGAUACCUUCCCAAGGUUACCUGUUGUUUCAGAUAAACAUUUGUGCUUCCUGAUAGUUAUAGGUUUUCCUCUCUGUCCUUAAUUCUGGCAGAAUUGUUUUUAGUUAUGUCAUGGUAAUUUCAGGAUGAUUUUUGUAUCUGAAACUUAACAGACUUAGAGUUGGUUUGUUUUUUAAAUAUAAAGGAAGAAAAGUGACCUUUCUCAGCCCUUUUACUUAAUUAAAAAUGCAGGGAAUGUAAUUUGUAAAAUGUGGAACCAAGAGUAAAACGAAAUACUAUCCCUCCAGAA